Molecule: messenger RNA, 765 nt
Organism: Miscanthus lutarioriparius
Lineage: Eukaryota; Viridiplantae; Streptophyta; Magnoliopsida; Poales; Poaceae
Source: the annotation of a GenBank genome assembly
AUGCUGCCGUGCGCGAGGUCGGUGCUGCGGAGGAGGGGGCUGGCGUCUUCCGUCCUGCGAAGGUGCGGCGGGGAGGGCGAGUGCUCCACCGGCGCGGGGGAGCUGGUGGCCAAUGCCAGGUGUUCGAGCACGGUGGCCGCGCUCGGCGGCGGCGGGCGCGUGCUCGAGCGCGGCGGGCGGUGGGCAUAUCCGCAGACCGGCGUGAUUGGCGCGGGGUGGAUGGCGCGCACGCAGACCAGGUGUUUCCUCGGGUGCGGCGACGGGGAGGAGGGGGGCGUGCUCUCCAAGGUCUACGAGGAGAGGCGCGUGAUGGGGUACUCGCCAGAGCAGAUGUUUGCUGUUGUCGCGGCAGUGGACCUCUACGAGGACUUUGUGCCGUGGUGCCAGCGUUCCAGGAUUAUUAGGCGGCAUGAGGAUGGCUCAUUGGAUGCUGAGCUCGAGAUUGGAUUCAAGUUCCUUGUUGAAAGCUAUGUCUCCCAUGUGGAGAUGGAGAAACCCAGGUAUAUCAAGACGACAGCAUCUGAAAGUGGACUUUUUGAUCAUUUGAUAAACGUUUGGGAAUUUAAGCCUGGUCCUGUUCCAGGGACAUGUGACCUCUACUUCUUAGUCGAUUUUAAGUUUCAAUCACCACUGUAUCGUCAGGUUGCAUCAAUGUUCUUCAAGGAAGUUGUUUCACGACUAGUGAGCUCACUUAAUGACCGUUGUUUUAGAAUAUUUGGACCAGCUGUUCCAGUGCUUGAAAAUACUUAUGGACAAGGAAGAUGA